CUAAGAUAUUUUACACAUACAUACAUUAUACACACAUUUAUUGUAACCGUGAUCAUGACAGCGUGCGCACAAGUUUAUUUAUAGUAACAUGACAGUAUAAAAUCUACCAACAAUUUUGGUAUCAUAACUGAAACGUAUGAAUAUUACUUAUGAAAUUAUAUUAUUUAAUAUUAAAUACUAUUAAUAUAUACAAUGUUUUCCAAACAGUUUUUGAAAACUGUAAUUUUAUUGGUUUUAAAUCACGUGGUGAGAAAGUGUCAUCUUUCGUGUGUAUCUUAAACUUAAACAUUAGUCCACGACUUCACGACAGUUCACGAUCAACUGCGAUCGACGAUGACGACGGUGGUGUUAUUUGCGGUCUCUUGUCAUAGAACUGAAUUGAUUUUGCAAAUACAAGAUUAAAGAUGUAAUAUUUAUUGUCAUAUAAUUAGAAUAAGAAGAAACAAUGGUAUCGGCCGGUAUUUUGUGUAUUCCAAUUGUUACCGCAUUCUUCUAUUGGAAUAAUUUAAUAUGGUGCUACAUAUUCGGAGUGCUAACCAUAUCAUGUUUCUGCAUGGGAUGUUUGAUUGUUAUAUUCAUAAACAUUGCUCUUUCUCCAAAACAUCAAACUGGUGCAGGCACGUUGAAGACUGUCGCGGAGAUCGAUGCUUUUCAUAAUUUGUUAAUGAAGAGAUACACGAUUCCAACUUCAAAUCCAAAAAAGUAUGCCAAGUACCCAUUGGUUUUCACUCGUAUGGUGGACGGAGCUCUACAGAAUCUAUUGGAUUUAAUUUUUCAAGAUUUCAUUGGUCUCUGGCUUAGUGAACUGGCUUUCAAUUCCGAGCAAACAAUAGACAAUAUGAAACAAGAUCUAUGGGGAGCAAUUCAAAGUCUUCAUAGCCGUUUAUCUAAAGUUGAUCACACAAAAUUAGUUGUUUGUAACAUAGUAAACAAGAUAACUUUUCAUUUUGAAAAGAUUAGAAUUGCUCAAGCAGCUUCAUCAGAAGGUGAAGAUCCAGUAUUUAUUUUAUCAACGCAUUUAAUGUCGCCUACAUCUGAAUUAGAUUAUUUGAGAAGAGUCUCUGAAUUAUAUAUUUUACUUUUGUUACCACGUUCUUAUUCCCUUGUACCAAUAAAAUAUUUAUUAAGGGAAAUUCUGGCAUGUAAAAUUCUAAAACCAGCGAUAGAUUUAAUAACUGAUCCUGAUUACAUCAAUCAAAAGAUUUUAUCUUAUAUUGAUCAACAACAACUUGCUGAAGCGAUGCAUAGAAAAACGUACGAAUAUGCUGAAUCGUUCGAAGACUUUAUACGCAUGAUUAAGAGUUCUAAGGAUUUAGAAGUUUUGAAACAUAUCAGAUACAAUAUUGUUACCGAAAUUAUGCAAGCGACGACAAUACAAAAUGUGAAACGAGCACAAGGUUUAGAUCCAGACAAUAAUGCGUUUGGAAAAUCAGAUGCUAUUCAAGCUAGAAAAUUAAAGAGGUAUAUCAGUCAACUGACGUAUGCUAAAACUACAUGCGAAUGUCACAUGCAAUCAUUAGGAUGGAAUGGAUAUACUGUUCAGGCUAAUGAUACAUUACCAUUGCAAUAUAUCCUGGACAACGUAAUUGGUCGAAGAUAUCUUUCACAAUUUUUGGAACAAGUUGCUAGUCAAGAUUUGAUUGGAUAUUGGGCAGCUGUGCAAGAGUUACGCAAUGCUGAUAAGUCCCAUUGGCAUCAAUUGGGUGCAGAAAUUUUUUAUACCUAUAUUACGUCUCCUACUGCUGAAAUAAAAGUUGACAGAUCUAUUCGGAAAAAGAUGGAGAGUUUUUUGUUAGGUGAUAUAGGGCCUAAUGUAUUCUAUGAAGUGCAACAUAACGUUGUUAAAAUUUUGGAACAGAAAUAUUACCCAUCGUUUGUAGUCAGUGAACAAUAUAAAAAUAUGCAACAAGCAUUACUUAGUGAAAGAACAGAUGAUUUAGCAGAAGAUCGUCGUAUAGCAGAUGGAACAUUAUCAGAAAAUGUGUCCUUACUUGUUGGAGAACAUUCAAAUUACGCUCGUAGUAAAUUGGAUCAGUUACAAGAGAAACUGAACAACAAAAUGCAGGCUUUACAAGCAUUGAAAGCUUCGUUAAAACCGGAAAGCAAAGUUUUGAAUCUCUUGGCUAAGGAAGUUGAGUGGUUGCAAAGUGAGAAAAGGCAACUAGAAGCACAUUUAACUCAUACAGAAAUGUGGGCAGAGCAUCUGGGUCACUGGAGAGCAGAGGUACAAAGCGCAGAAAUACUAGACAAUGGAGAAUCACCACAAUUUGUUUUGGUUGUUCAUAUGGCCGAAGAUGAAAAUAAUAGUGAUAGUAUUUGUAGUGGUUGGGUGGUGUUAAGAAAAUUACAGGACUUUCAAGAUUUGCACAGGAAACUUCGUCAACUCUGUUCUAAUAUAAAAAAUUUAGAUUUACCAUCGCAACCUUUAAAAUUUUUUGGGAAGUCUGAUAAAAACACCUUAGACAAAGCAAAAAUACAAAUUCAAAAAUAUUUAAAUUUUAUUUUAGAAGAUGAAAAACUCAAUCAAAGCGAAGCAUUAUAUACGUUUCUUAGUCCAAGUUCAGAACACUUGAAACAUGCGCCACCAUCUCCUAAAAAAUCUCGUUUUUCCUUAUCAACGUUAUUUAAAACGUCUAGUACUAGCAGUGAUAUUCGUGAUAAGGAUGAUGAAGAGGAUUACUCUCUUUUGUUGGAUGAUACUGAUAGUGCACGAUCAGUUACAGACGGAUACUUAAGUUCCAAUAAAGAUGCAAUAGCAGAGCCUCUAUACACACUUUUGGGUGAAAUUUUUGAUUUAAGAGGGGUAUUUCGGUGGCUGAGGCGAUCAUUAAUUAUUUUCGUUCAAAUUACUUAUGGUCGAACAAUCAAUAGACAAAUCAGAGACACUAUUGCGUGGAUAUUCUCAGAACCAAUGCUUCAUUACUAUGUGCAAUUAUUUACAAAAUCUUGGUGGCCAAAUGGCCACUUAGUAUCUGCUAAUGUUCUUCGUUCGGAUGAAGAAAAAUUAAAGACGCGAGGUGAAGCGCGAAGACAGUUCUUAAACAAUGUACCUGAAGUAUUAACCAAUUUGGUUGGCGCUCGAAGCGCGGAACGUGGGGCGAUUAAAAUUUUCGAUUCUUUGCAAAAUGUGAAUUUAAAUAAACAAUUAUUUUAUGAUAUCUUUGAGAUUGUGAUGUACGAAGUGUUUCCAGAAUUGACAGGAAUAAAACAUUCAUUGCAGUGAAAUAUACCUCUAUGAGUACUUUUUAUACGUAUUGUUUAGAAAUUACUCCUUACACUUUGUAAAAUCAAACCGACAGAAAUUUGCUCACAUAUCUUUAUUUCGCCAUGUUUUAAAUAUUUUCAUAGAAUGUAUACACAAUGUAAACAAUUUUUUUUAUACAUCGCUCUUUUCCAUGCAUUUAAAGAUUUAGAAGAUAAUUUUGUAAAAUAUGAUUGAAAUGUACAUACAAUGAACAUAAUAAAUAUUUAUUUUCAGUCAUCA
This is a messenger RNA of Megalopta genalis, 3484 nucleotides long. Its product is annotated as sorting nexin-25. Lineage: Eukaryota; Metazoa; Arthropoda; Insecta; Hymenoptera; Halictidae. Gene Ontology annotation, cellular component: intracellular membrane-bounded organelle. Gene Ontology annotation, molecular function: phosphatidylinositol binding. The record is from RefSeq and is a predicted model, not a curated record.